AUGUCGAAAAUCAUUACGCCUUACUUUCCUAGUUUUCUCUUCGAAUUCUGGCUCUCUGCAGGACCUACACUCCCCAGUCGUCCCCCACGGGUCCACCUCUAUGACAUCUACGACAAUGAAUUGACGGAAACCCACCAAGUACCCAAGCAAGCGACGUCCAUCUUCCAGGACCUGGAUAUUGGCCUUCUGGAGUUCAGAACACGUGCUUGUCUACGCGACGCUGAGAUUGCUUUCACGCAUCUAGAAUCAGAGGUUCAGUCUGUUCUGACCGACCUGUUGAAUCGAACAGUAUGGAGUGGAGAGGACGUGGCAACCAAGAGAUCUCUCUCAUUUAAUCGAAGCGACGUCGAAACUUUGCGUAAGUAUUUCGUGUUUCUACGAUUCCGCAACAGCGCAGCAUACUCGAAGACUGUCUGUUCUCUUGUGGAGUCCUCUCAAGAGACCCCAGGGGACUUCUCUUCGGCAUUCCAGCCGCUCAUCGUUGAGUUUUGGAUCCGUUACAUUCUUGGGAAUAUCAUCGAGUUUUUGUGCCACACGUCAGCUGAUGGGCCGUUGGUGAAGACACGUCCAGAGGUUCCAACACUCAGCAUAUCGGUUAGCGCCUUUCAGGACGCCAUGGAGGUUUACUGUUGGAGGCUGUGCGAUGCCGAGCUGUGCAUCGGAAUUGCCACCGAGGACCAGGAGUUCAUGCUAUCCGAUCGGUGCUUUGGCACACUGGACGAAGGAUUUGACGAGGAUCCCGAAUGCUGCGAUCUCUUCUUUCCUGUCUUCCCAACCCUUGCAUUGUAUGUCCUUGGAACGGCAGACGGUCACUACCCUUCGGCAUCAACCUAUCGCCAGAAGAGCCGGUCGACUGUGUGGCUCGAUAUCGGUCUCGAGUCGGCCUCUGACGUCCAUCUGCGAAAUGCGAUGAUCCUUCAGACAUAUCCCCAGCAUCUCUACUUCCAGUCCCUGCGCACUGUCGCACUGUCAAUCUCCUCGUACGACGAGUUCCGCUGGAUUCAAGAACAUCAGGAUUACAGCCGGCUCAAGCAGCGAUGUCGCCAGAAGUUUCUGCAAGAGACUGUUACGAAGACCUUGGUCGUCAAAGGAUCAUUAAUUGUGACCGAUCUCACUGAUGAGGUUGUAAUCAUGGGUGAUUCGGCCGUCGCGCAUGGGUCAUUCUCUGACGUGUGGAAAGGGAUGUGGGAUGACCCGAUCGAAAGACGACCCCGAGUGGUAGCUCUGAAGUUCUUGCGCCAGGUCAUGGUGCAGAACAUCCGCGAAAAGCUUCUCAAGCGUCUUCAAGCGGAAGUCCUUGCGUGGCAUCGUUUAUGCCACAGGAACGUCAGUCAGCUCUUCGGCAUCGUGCAAUCACCCUACAGCAUAGCCAUGGUCUCGCAGUGGUGUGACAACGGCACCGUUUCGAACUAUCUCAAGCAAUGCCCAGACGCGAAUCGGCUCAAGCUGUUGGUGCAAGUCGCUUCGGGUAUUACCUAUCUACAUACCUUAAACAUUAUCCACGGCGACCUGAAGGGUGGCAAUAUUCUCGUCGACCAGAGCGGGAAUGCCAUCAUCACCGACUUCGGCCUCUCGAAGGUCAUGGAAGAGAUGUCCGAUACUAUGAACAUGGGCACAUCUUUCUUCGCGGGAUCGACACGCUGGAUGGCUCCUGAGCUCAUCAAUGCCCUUGUUGCCGAUGAAGGCGUGAUUCCCUCCAUCACGACCUUCAGUGACGUUUACGCUUUUGCCUCAGUAUGUCUCGAGCUUGCGUCAGGAAGUCUGCCGUACCCGCACCGAUCCAACGACCACGCCGUGACAGUCGACAUCCUCAGAGGCAUCAGGCCAUCUCGAACCGCAAUUUGUCUCCUCAAGCUCGACAAAGAAGGCGAAGACGGAUUCUGGGACCUGCUCGAUCAGUGUUGGAACCUUGACCCAAAGUUGCGUCCAACUAUGGCCCACAUGUUUUCGUUUUUGGAGGUCUUAGAAACUUCGAGGAGGAUUGCCAACGGGUCUUUAGUUCCCAGUGCCUCUUGA
Messenger RNA from Cyclocybe aegerita, 2016 nucleotides. Lineage: Eukaryota; Fungi; Basidiomycota; Agaricomycetes; Agaricales; Hemipholiotaceae. The record is from the annotation of a GenBank genome assembly.